Acanthoscelides obtectus is the source of this 568-nucleotide messenger RNA. The record is from the annotation of a GenBank genome assembly. NCBI's taxonomy places the organism in Eukaryota, Metazoa, Arthropoda, Insecta, Coleoptera, Chrysomelidae.
AUGUCUGAUUUGAUCCACCGUCUGCACUACUUGCCCGCCUCCACCGCCUGCCCAACAACCGCUCCCGGCGGUGCCUGCCCCCAGGCCGUAGCCUGCGAUGCCGGUACCGCCGGUGGUGUACGAGCCUACGCUGCCAGGAGGUUGAUCGGCUUGUGGAGAGGACGUGGUCAGGCAUUCGGAUGCAGUUGCAGAAAAAAUGUUGAGAAAAGCGAAGAAAUUGGAAGUAUGUUGCCGAUGAGCGAGAUAAAACAAGAAGAAUUACUAACUAUAAGAAAGAAACCACCGGCAAAGAUCGUAAUAGAACCAAGUGAGGUACCGAUUUCUGACCAACCUGUUUCACCACUUUCACCUAGAGAACUAUUUUUCAUCGAUUUGAUAAAAGCAGCAAAGUUGCCAAGUGUCAAUACUACAUUGAGGUUCAUAGAGAAAGAAAAGGAGUAUUGUAUUUUUGAUGAUCCAGUAUACAAACAGGAGCACUUGAAGAUAAUCCAAGAGCCCAAGAAGAAUUUUAGAUCUGAGGCAUAUAUUUUUUUGGGAAACAGUGCAUGAAGCUUAAUACUAUAUAGAG